AUGCAGUUCUUCGUCAAGCUAUUGGCGGUUCACCUCGCGGUAGGCAAGAGCUCAUUCGGAGCCGCCCUGCCCCUCGACGAGAGAUCUCCAUGUGAGCUUACCGAUAUCAUUCGGUUAUCCCUUCGUGACGCUGCCUUCGCUACCGAAUGGACGAAGCGAUGUGCCUCCCCUGAAAUCAUCGAUCAAGCACUCGAAAAGCGUGGUAGCUCGCCGCCUGGAUAUGGAGGUGAUACAACCACUUCCACGCCAUCUAGCACGAAAGAUACUACCGCAACCUCUUCGUCGACUACCCCGGACUCGCCAGGUGGCUAUGGCGGAUCCUCGUCAACUUCGACCACGACCAAGGUCUCCACUACCUCGAGCAAAUCUACGCCGGUAUCCACCAGCACUGUAUCUUCGACGACUGCAAAGACGAGCUCCUCCACUUCUAGCACUACCGAGUCGAAGACAUCCAGCGCCGUUUCUACCAAGCCAGAAAGCAAGACGUCUUCUACUAGUACCACCAGCAAAGUGGAAAGCAAGAGUACCAGCUCAACGUCUACUUCAUCGUCGGCCUCGAGCACACCUGUCGCAACGUCCAAGUCAAGUUCGACCUCGACGAAGCCCGGGUCUACCAGCUCUUCAGUGACAUCCUCGCAGAAGUAUAACGUCCCAGGUGCGAUGCAUUCGUGUGCGCAGCACUGA
Molecule: messenger RNA, 684 nt
Organism: Recurvomyces mirabilis
Lineage: Eukaryota; Fungi; Ascomycota; Dothideomycetes; Mycosphaerellales; Teratosphaeriaceae
Exons: 8
Coding region: 1-684 (227 amino acids)
Source: RefSeq, a predicted model, not a curated record